CGGUACGUGGCCAAGAUGGCGGCGAGGUAGCCCGGAGCGAUCGUGGCCUCUGCAGCGUCUCGCCCGUUCCUCGCGGCGCCAUGGCCACCAUGGAGAAGCUGAUGAAGGCCUUCGAGUCGCUGCGCUCCUUCCAGCAGCAGCAGGGCCCGGCUGCCGUCCCCGAGGAGCCGCUGCACAGGCCAAAGAAAGAACUUUCAACUACCAAGAAAGAUCGAGUGAAUCACUGCCUGACGAUAUGUGAAAAUAUAGUUACUCAAUCUUUAAGAAAUUCUCCAGAAUUUCAGAAACUGUUGGGAAUUGCAAUGGAACUCUUUCUUCUCUGCAGUGAUGAUGCAGAGUCUGAUGUCAGGAUGGUUGCUGAUGAGUGUCUCAAUAAAGUUAUAAAAGCUUUGAUGGAUUCCAGUCUUCCGAGGUUACAGUUGGAACUCUACAAAGAGAUUAAAAAGAAUGGUGCUUCCCGAAGUCUACGAGCUGCACUCUGGCGAUUUGCUGAGCUUGCUCAUCUGGUUAGGCCUCAGAAGUGCAGGCCAUAUUUAGUGAACCUGUUGCCGUGUUUAACAAGAAUAAGUAAGCGGCCCGAAGAAUCCGUACAAGAGACAUUAGCUGCAGCGAUUCCAAAAAUCAUGGCUGCUUUUGGCAACUUUGCAAAUGACAAUGAAAUUAAGGUUUUAUUGAAGGCCUUCAUAGCUAAUCUUAAAUCCAGUUCUCCUACCAUCCGUCGGACAGCGGCAGGAUCAGCAGUGAGCAUCUGCCAACAUUCACGAAGAACGCAAUAUUUUUAUGCCUGGCUAUUGAAUGUACUUUUAGGUUUGUUGGUUCCUGUAGAAGAUGAGCAUCCCACUCUUUUAAUUCUUGGUGUAUUACUCACGCUUAGAUAUCUCAUACCUUUACUGCAGCAGCAAGUAAAGGAUACUAGCCUGAAAGGUAGCUUUGGUGUAACACGUAAAGAAGCAGAGAUUUCGCCUUCACCAGAACAGCUUAUACAGGUUUAUGAAUUGACUUUGCAUUACACUCAGCAUCAGGACCACAAUGUUGUGACUGGAGCUUUAGAACUAUUGCAGCAACUUUUUAGAACACCCCCUCCUGAUCUCCUCCACGCUCUGACCACUUUGGGAGGCAUUGCGCAGGUCAGUGUAUCCAAAGAUGAGUCUAGCAGCAGGAGCCGCAGCGGGAGCAUAGUGGAACUUAUAGCUGGAGGGGGUUCUUCAUGCAGCCCUGUUCUUGCAAGAAAGCAAAAAGGUAAAGUGCUUCUAGGAGAAGAAGAAGGUUUGGAGGAUGAUCCUGAAACACGGUCUGAGGUCAGCACCACAACAUUUACUGCCUCUAUGAAGAGUGAAAUAACCAGUGAAUUGGCUUCUUCAUCAGGUGUAUCAACAGCUGGGUCAGUAGUAAGUUCUGCCACUGAUCCCACUGGACAUGAUAUCAUCACUGAACAGCCACGUUCACAGCAUACUUUGCAAUCAGACUCUGUAGACUUGUCCAGCUGUGAUUUGACCAGUACAGCUACUGAAGGGGAAGAGGAUGACGUGCUUAGCCGAAGUUCCAGCCAAAUCAGUGCUGUGCAGUCAGACCCCACUAUGGAUUUAAAUGAUGGCACACAGGCUUCCUCACCAGUUAGUGAUAGCUCUCAGACUACUACAGAAGGCCCAGAUUCAGCUGUGACCCCUUCGGACAGUUCUGAAAUUGUUCUAGAAGGGGCUGAAAGCCAGUAUUCUGGAAUGCAGAUUGGACAGCUGCAGGAUGAGGAAGAUGAGGCUGCAAACCUUCUCCCAGAUGAAUCUUCGGAGCCUUUCAGAAAUUCAUCCUUUGCCCUUCAGCAACCCCGCUUAUUGAAAAACAUGGGCCAUAGCAGGCAGCCUUCUGAUGGUAGUGUUGAUAGAUUUGCAUCAAAAGAUGAAGCACUGGAGCCUGGUGAUCAUGAGAAUAAGCCUUCUAGAAUAAAGGGUGACAUAGGUCACUACACAGAUGGAAAUUCUGCUCCUCUUGUUCAUUGUGUUCGACUUCUGUCUGCUUCUUUCCUACUUACUGGAGAGAAGGGUGCUUUAGUUCCUGAUAGGGAUGUAAGAGUCAGUGUGAAAGCCUUGGCUGUUAGCUGUGUUGGUGCAGCUGUUGCGCUCCAUCCUGAAUCUUUCUUCAGCAAGCUGUAUAAGACACCCUUGGAAACUAUGGGAGAAGAGUAUGAAGAGCAGUACGUGUCAGAUAUUUUGAACUAUAUUGACCAUGGAGAUCCCCAAAUUAGAGGAGCUACUGCCAUUCUCUGUGGAACAAUUGUCAACUCUAUUCUCAUUAAGUCACGCUUUGAUGUGGAAAACUGGAUAGCAGUUGUCAGAAGUUCAACAGGAAAUCUCUUUUCUCUGGUAGACUGUAUACCUCUGUUACAGAAAACGCUGAAAGAUGAAUCCUCGGUUACAUGCAAACUGGCUUGUGCAGCUGUGAGGCAUUGCAUUAUGAGCUUAUGCAGCGGCAGUUACAGUGAACUAGGCUUACAGUUGAUCACCGACCUCCUUACACUGAGGAAUAGUUCCUAUUGGCUAGUAAGGACAGAACUCCUGGAAACUCUUGCUGAGAUUGAUUUCCGGUUAGUCAGCUUUUUGGAAGGAAAAACAGAUAAUUUGCAUAGAGGAGUUCAUCAUUAUAUUGGUCUGUUGAAACUGCAGGAUAGAGUGCUCAAUAAUGUUGUAAUCUCUCUGCUUGGAGACGAAGACCCAAGGGUGCGACACAUAGCUGCAGCUUCUUUAAUGAGGCUUGUUCCAAAGCUGUUUUAUAGCUGUGACCAAGGACAGGCUGAUCCAGUAGUGGCAGUAGCAAGGGACCAAAGCAGUGUCUACCUGAAACUUCUGAUGCAUGAGACUCAGCCUCCAUCUCACUUUGCAGUGAGCACUAUCACCAGAACGUACAGAGGUUACAAUAUGCUGCAAAGUCCAACAGAUGUCACUAUGGAAAACAACCUUUCCAGGGUUGUCUCUGCAAUUUCCCAUGCAUUGACAACAUCAACUACAAGAGCGCUUACAUUCGGCUGUUGUGAAGCUUUGUAUCUUCUCUCCACAACAUUUCCAGUCUGCACCUGGAGUGUAGGAUGGCACUGUGGGUAUGUUCCUUCAUCAAGUAUACAAGCUUCUAGAAUUCAUAUUUACAAAAGCAGAGGACACUCGUUCAGCAUUUCCCAGAUGAGUCCUUCAGAGGAAUCUCGGAAGAGCUGUACCAUUGGAAUGGCUGGUAUGGUUCUGUCUCUUCUUUCAUCUGCCUGGUUCCCGCUGGAUCUUUCUGCACACCAAGAUGCCUUGAUUUUGACAGGAAACUUGCUUGCAGCUAGUGCUCCCAAGUGUUUGAAAAACCCUUGGACUACUGAAGAAGAUGCUAAUACAGGAGCUGCUAAACAAGAGGAGUCCUGGCCAGCUUUGGCUGACCGAACUCUUGUAACGUUGGUAGAACAGCUGUUUUCUCACUUGCUGAAAGUCAUUAAUAUUUGUGCUCAUGUAAUGGAUGAUGUUACUCCUGGCCCAGCAAUAAAGGCAGCAUUACCUUCUCUCACAAACCCACCUUCUCUAAGUCCAAUUCGGCGGAAAGGGCAAGAGAGAGAUUCAGGUGAACAGACAUCUGUACCAAUGAGCCCUAAAAAGGGUAGUGAAACUAAUCCAGCUGCUAGGCAAACUGAUACUCCAGGACCUGCUCCAGCAAGCAAAUCAUCAUCGCUGGGCAGUUUCUAUCAUCUUCCAUCAUAUCUCAAGUUAUAUGAUGUCUUAAAAGCUACCCAUGCUAACUAUAAGGUCACACUGGAUCUUCAGAACCCUAAUGAAAAGUUUGGAUGUUUCCUGCGAUCUGCUUUGGAUGUCCUCUCUCAAAUUUUGGAACUUGCAACUCUUCAAGACAUUGGGAAGUGUGUUGAAGAGAUUUUGGGGUAUUUGAAAUCCUGCUUCAGUAGAGAACCAAUGAUGGCAACAGUUUGCGUGCAGCAAUUGCUGAAGACUUUAUUUGGGACAAACUUGGCAUCUCAAUACGAUGGCUUGUCUUCCAACCCCAGCAAAUCUCAAGGCAAAGCUCAGCGCUUAGGCUCUUCAAAUUUAAGGCCUGGCCUUUAUCAUUACUGCUUCAUGGCACCGUAUACACACUUUACGCAGGCACUUGCUGAUGCUAGUCUAAGGAACAUGGUACAGGCUGAGCAGGAACAUGAUGCCUCAGGAUGGUUUGAUGUACUGCAGAAAGUUUCAGCACAACUGAAAACUAGCAUUUCAAGUGUAACAAAACAUCGUGCUGACAAGAAUGCUAUUCACAAUCACAUCCGCUUAUUUGAACCUCUUGUCAUAAAAGCUUUAAAGCAGUACACUACAACAACAUCUGUACAGCUGCAGAGGCAGGUUUUAGACCUGCUUGCACAACUCGUUCAACUACGGGUUAACUACUGUCUUCUAGAUUCAGAUCAGGUGUUCAUUGGAUUUGUGCUAAAGCAGUUUGAAUACAUUGAAGUAGGACAGUUCAGGGAGUCUGAGGCAAUUAUUCCUAAUAUUUUUUUCUUCUUGGUAUUAUUGUCUUAUGAGCGGUAUCACUCCAAGCAGAUAAUAGGAAUUCCAAAGAUCAUUCAGCUAUGUGAUGGUAUCAUGGCCAGUGGAAGGAAAGCUGUUACACAUGCUAUACCAGCUCUGCAACCCAUUGUCCAUGAUCUCUUUGUAUUAAGAGGAACAAAUAAAGCUGAUGCUGGAAAAGAACUAGAAACACAGAAAGAAGUGGUAGUGUCAAUGUUACUGAGACUCAUCCAAUACCAUCAGGUGCUGGAGAUGUUCAUCCUAGUACUGCAGCAGUGUCACAAAGAGAAUGAAGACAAAUGGAAAAGGCUGUCCCGGCAAAUAGCAGACAUUAUUCUCCCAAUGCUUGCAAAGCAACAGAUGCACAUAGAUUCCCACGAAGCUUUGGGAGUAUUGAACACUUUAUUUGAAAUUUUGGCUCCUUCAUCUCUCCGUCCCGUGGACAUGCUGUUAAGGAGUAUGUUUGUUACUCCCAAAACAAUGGCAUCAGUGAGCACUGUUCAGCUAUGGAUAUCUGGAAUACUUGCUAUCCUCAGAGUUCUCAUUUCUCAGUCAACAGAGGAUAUAGUUCUGUCUCGUAUUCAAGAGCUUUCCUUCUCCCCAUACUUAAUCUCAUGUCAAGCAAUUGACAGACUACGGCAUGGAGAGAAUGUGUCCACUCCUGAAGACCAAUUUGAGGUGAAACAGGCUAAGUAUAUGCCUGAAGAGACAUUUUCCAGGUUCUUAUUACAGCUAGUGGGCAUUCUUCUGGAAGACAUUGUGCAUAAACAGUUGAAAGUGGAUAUGAAUGAGCAGCAGCAUACUUUCUAUUGCCAAGAGCUGGGCACACUGCUUAUGUGCCUUAUACAUAUCUUCAAAUCAGGAACAUUCAGAAGAAUCACAGCAGCAGCCACCAGGCUUUUUACAGGAGAUGGAUCUGAUGGUAGUUUUUAUACUCUUGAAAGCCUGAGUGGUCUUGUUCAGGCCAUGAUUCCCACGCAUCCAUCCUUGGUACUGCUCUGGUGUCAAAUCCUUCUUCUCGUCAAUUACACUAACUACAGCUGGUGGUCUGAGGUGCAUCAGACUCCAAAGAGACAUAGUCUUUCCAGUACUAAACUGCUCAGUCCUCAGAUAUCUGGAGACAGUGAUGAGUCUGAUUCAGAAUCCAAACUUUGCAUGUGCAAUCGCGAGAUCGUACGAAGAGGAGCACUUAUUCUUUUUUGUGACUAUGUUUGUCAAAAUCUACAUGAUUCAGAACAUUUGACCUGGCUUAUUGUGAAUCAUGUUCAAGAUCUGAUUAAUCUAUCUCAUGAGCCUCCAGUACAAGACUUUAUUAGUGCUGUUCACAGGAAUUCGGCUGCCAGUGGUCUUUUUAUCCAGGCUAUUCAGUCUCGGUGUGAGAACCUCGCAACUCCAACAACUCUAAAGAAGACCCUGCAAUGUCUGGAGGGGAUUCAUCUCAGCCAAUCUGGUGCUGUCUUAAUGUUGUAUGUGGAUAAGCUUUUAUGUACUCCAUUUCGUGUGCUGGCUCGCAUGGUUGACACACUUGCUUGUCGUCGAGUAGAAAUGCUGUUGGCUGCAACCUUACAGAACAGUGUUGCUCAAUUACCAGUUGAAGAAUUGGAUAGAAUUCAAGAAUACCUUCAAAACAGUGGAUUGGGAGCAAGACACCAAAGACUUUACUCGCUAUUGGAUAGGUUUCGUCUUACAGUAGCACCAGACACAAAUAGUCCCUCGCCCUCGGUUACUCUUCACCCACUGGAUGGGGAAAACCAACCAGCCCUAGAGAAUCUAACUCCGGACAAAGACUGGUAUGUGUCGCUGGUCAGGUCACAGUGCUGUGUCAGGUCAGACUCCGCACUGCUGGAAGGUGCGGAACUGGUGAAUAGAAUUCCUCAACCUGAACUGAACUCCUUCAUGACCACUAAGGAAUUCAACUUAAGCUUGUUGUCUCCCUGUUUAAGCCUUGGCAUGAAUGAAAUGUCAGGAGACCAGAAGACCAGUCUCUUUGAAACUGCUCGUCGGGUAACUCUAGAUCAUGUGUCUACCAUUGUACAAAAACUUCCAGCCAACCAUCAAGUUUUUCAACCAUUGCAGCCAAUUGAGACUUCAGCCUACUGGAACAAACUAAGUGAUAUCUUUGGCGAUGUGUUGGUGUAUCAGUCUGUGAUGACACUCUGUCGUGCACUGGCUCAGUAUUUGCUGUUACUCUCUAAACUACCAGCAUGUCUUCGUAUUCCACCUGACAAAGAAAGUGAUAUAUUGAAGUUUGUUGUAAUGUCACUAGAGGCACUGUCAUGGCAUUUAAUACAUGAACAGGUCCCUCUAAGUAUAGAUAUUCAAGCUGUUUUGGAUUGUUGUUGCCUGACUUUGCAGCAGGCUGCUCUCUGGAACUCACUGGCUUCUGCAGUGUAUGUGACGCAUGCCUGCUCUCUUAUUAAUUGUGUGCGAUUUCUAAUAGAAGCAGUUGCAGUUAAACCUGGAGAUCAGCUGCUUAGUCCAGAAAGGAAAAAAAAUACUUCAAAAAUAGUUGGUGAAGAUGAAGUUGAUUCCAAUGACCAGAAAAUGAAGCAUGUUACAAAGGCUUGUGAAAUGGUGGCUGAACUGGUAGAGUGUUUGCAGACUGUUCUAGCAUUGGGACACAUGAGAAACAGCAAUAUCCCAGCAUUCCUCACUCCUGUCCUUAAGAACAUUAUCAUCAGCUUGGCCAGACUACCUCUAGUGAACAGCUACACAAGAGUACCUCCUUUGGUCUGGAAACUAGGCUGGUCACCAAAACCUUUGGGUGACUUUGGUACAGUUUUCCCAGAAAUUCCUGUUGAAUUCCUUCAAGAAAAAGAAAUAUUUAAAGAAUUCAUCUAUCGCAUUAACACACUAGGGUGGACUAGCCGUACCCAGUUCGAAGAAACAUGGGCUACUCUUCUUGGUGUGCUGGUAACACAGCCAAUUGUAAUGGACCAGGAAGAAAGCCAACAAGAGGAGGACACGGAGAGGACCCAAAUUAAUGUUCUUGCAGUACAAGCCAUAACCUCGUUGGUGCUGAGUGCAAUGACAAUACCUGUGGCAGGCAAUCCAGCAGUUAGUUGCUUGGAGCAGCAGCCCCGCAACAAAGCUUUAAAAGCUCUGGAUACAAGGUUUGGGAGGAAGUUAAGUGUUGUUAGAGGGAUUGUGGAACAAGAAAUCCAAGCAAUGGUAUCCAAGAGAGAUAAUAUUGCAACACACCAUUUAUACCAAGCCUGGGACCCUGUUCCGUCACUUUCUCCUGCUACCACAGCGGCUCUUAUCAGCCACGAAAAGCUUUUGCUGCAGAUCAAUACUGAGCGAGAAUUAGGAAACAUGGAUUAUAAACUGGGACAGGUUUCUAUACACUCUGUGUGGCUGGGAAAUAAUAUCACUCCCCUGAGAGAAGAGGAGUGGGAUGAAGAUGAAGAUGAGGAGAAUGACUUGCCUGCUCCUUCCUCACCACCAACUUCUCCUAUCAACUCCAGGAAACAUCGGGCUGGUGUUGAUAUCCAUUCAUGCUCUCAGUUCUUGCUUGAGCUGUACAGUCAGUGGAUAUUGCCGUCAAAUCCUAGCAAGAGAACACCUGUCAUCUUGAUUAGUGAAGUGGUGCGAUCGCUUCUGGCAGUUUCAGACUUGUUUACAGAAAGAAAUCAGUUUGAGAUGAUGUACACAACCCUGACAGAAUUGAGGAAGGUGCAUCCAUCAGAAGAUGAGAUCCUCAUUCAGUAUUUGGUACCUGCCACAUGUAAGGCAGCAGCUGUUCUUGGAAUGGAUAAAGCUGUAGCUGAGCCAGUGAGUCGUCUUUUGGAAUCAACCCUGCGUAGCACGCACAUGCCAAGUCGGAUUGGCGCGCUCCAUGGAAUUCUUUACAUUCUCGAGUGUGACCUGCUUGAUGAGACAGCAAAGCAACUCAUUCCAAUUAUCAGCGAGUAUCUGCUUUCCAAUCUGAGAGGGGUAGCACAUUGUGUGAGUGUCCAUAACCAACAGCACAUCUUGGUAAUGUGUGCUGCAGCAUUCUACUUGAUAGAGAAUUAUCCACUUGAUGUAGGGCCUGAGUUCUCUGCAGGAAUAAUACAGAUGUGCGCCGUUAUGGUGUCUGGGAACGAUGAAUCUACUCCAUCCAUCAUAUACCAUUGUGUCCUGAGAGGACUAGAACGACUCCUGCUUUCAGAGCAACUCUCUAGACUGGAUAGUGAAUCUCUAGUUAAACUAAGUGUUGACAGAGUGAAUGUACACAGCCCCCACCGAGCAAUGGCAGCACUGGGGUUAAUGCUGACCUGCAUGUAUACAGGAAAGGAGAAAAUUAGUCCAAGUCGUGCUACAGAUGCAAAUCCCACAGCCCCAGACAGUGAAUCCGUUAUUGUGGCUAUGGAACGGGUAUCUGUUCUUUUUGAUAGGAUCAGGAAAGGAUUUCCUUUUGAAGCUAGAGUAGUUGCACGAAUCCUCCCUCAAUUCCUAGAUGACUUCUUUCCUCCACAGGAUGUAAUGAAUAAAGUUAUUGGAGAAUUUUUAUCCAACCAGCAGCCAUACCCUCAGUUCAUGGCAACUGUAGUAUAUAAGGUAUUUCAGACACUACAUACCACUGGACAGUCAUCGAUGGUCCGUGACUGGGUGAUGCUUUCUCUCUCCAACUUCACCCAGAGAACACCUGUUGCUAUGGCAAUGUGGAGUCUUUCCUGUUUCUUUGUCAGUGCUUCCACCAGUCAGUGGAUUUCAGCAAUUCUUCCACAUAUUAUCAGCAGAAUGGGAAAAUCAGAACAAGUGGAUGUUAAUCUUUUCUGUUUGGUGGCCAUCGAUUUCUACAGACAUCAGAUAGACGAAGAGCUAGACCGGAGAGCCUUUCAGUCUGUGUUUGAGGUUGUGGCAUCGCCAGGAAGCCCCUAUCAUUGUCUGCUAACUUGUUUGCAAAAUGUUCACAAGAUCACAGCAUGCUAAACACCCUGGUGUUUCAUAGUCAACUGGAUGUCUUGCAUUGGAAUCUGGCAUGAAUGUUUGGAGGAACAUAAAGAUUCAGAAAGCAGCUGGUGUUUGCACUUGUAAUAAUGUGAACUGGUUGGUUUUUAUUUCCAUGAUACUUUUGCAUGGAGGAUAAGCACUCUGCACCACAGAGAAUCACAGGGAAGGUAUAAGGGAACACUUCUAUUGACAAUGGGCAACAGUGGUGAAGGGAAAUAUGUACAUAUGUUCAAAGUAAUGUUUGGAACUAAUCUAAGAGGCCAUUACUAACUGUAAGAUAUGGGUGAGUACAACAUGCAGGUAACCGGGUAUUGCUCUUUCUAAUGUUCAACUUAAGUCAUCGUAUUGCUGCUGGUAUUGAAACUUUGGCAGAAAUCCUGUCUCAGUGCAAGCUGCACUCAUUAGAAACCAUUAAAGUUUUAUGUAGAUAUAUACAUACCAUGGUGUAGUACAGAUUAGAAGUUGUUUCCUAAUGUCUCUCCUAAACAAAGAACAGAGAAACCAGUUUUCACGAAUAACACUCCCAGCAUGUAGUUCUUCUAUUUCUGGACUCUAAUCCCCUGUGGAGUGUGUGUCGGUGUGGGGGCUGUAGUGCGCAGACAUAACCACACUUUUUUUUUCUUCUCAGGAUUUAAAAUGUGAGUACAAUAGAUCAGCCAGAGAAAUUUUAACUUAAAUAUUUCUAUAUUAUGUAAAGUAUGUACAAUUGUAAAACGUGUGGUGCAUGAGAUGUGCUGUAUUUUUGAGAUGAAAAAAGCCAGGCUGCUGAAUGUCUUGACACUUACAUUGCCCUCAUUUUCUCAUUGUGCAUUUAGCAUCAUUUUCUUUUUGAAAAUCCAUCAUAAUGUCCAGAUUACACUUUGUUUUACCUUUCACAUUUUUUGUAAACACUUUUAAAACUGGAAUUUAUUGGCUAGUUUGUGUUGUGAAGUUGUAUUAAGGAGGCAUUUUUGUGAUCCAUUUUCUUGUGGCUUCUUUUGAGCUUUAUUUUGAGAGAUAAAGUUGAAAGAGAAGACUCAACACCUAGGAUCAGCCCUUUGUGUAUUUAAGAAGCUGCUUACAUCUGCUGCACAGCUUUUUUUAAAGAGAUUGAAUGAUGCAAGCUCCCCAGUAGCCAAUAACUGACCUUUUUUCUUUCAUAUUAACUGAAACCAUGGACUCCUUUGAUAUAGACUAUCCUAAGCCAAUUUAUGGUGGCAGUUAAGAAAUCAGAAGUCUGCUGUAGUCUACUCUGGGACUGGCUAAAGUGUUAGAUUAUACAACCUCUUUCAUUAACUGUUGUAUACAUGCAGUGUUUGUUACACAGCAUGAAUAUCUAUAAGUUUUGCAAAUUCUGCUUUGACCCCACACUUAGAGCACCUAGUUGAUUUUAAUAAGAUGUACAUGGAGAAAUCUAGGGCAGUAUUUGUUCCUAACUGUAUUUGCUAUAAUUCUUUGAUAUACAGGUCAUGCAUUGGUUCUCAGCUACAUGGCUAUAUUUAAUCUCUAUGUUUUUUUCAUCAACACCUUUUGAUGACACCUCAAUAGUGAGAGAGUAUUAUCAGGAGGAGCAUGUACUGUAUGUAUUUCUGUAUAUAAUAUAUAUGUAAAGUUAUACACAUGUGACUACAUUUAAUGUAUACAAAUGUGUAUAUUUGUAUUUAUUAAAUUUGUGGAUUUAAACUAAUUCAAAUUCCUAGACCAAAAACAGUGGUUUCUGCCUGUUACUUGAUUAAAUAGGAAUUGCCCACUGUUGUUACUUACUCGUAUGAUCUAAAACUAAUAAUAGGGACAGGAGAAAUAACUAAGACUUCUCUGUAUGUAGCUGCUCUACAAGACUUGCUAGAUCUAGAGCAGGUAGUUCUGCCCUUUGUUGGGUUCCUCUUUGUUCUUGGGCCACACCACUGUGGCGACUUCAGUUUCCUUUUAAAAACAAAACAAAACUGAAGUUCAGGUUCAGUUAAAUAGAUGUUAAAUUUUGGGGUUAUAGUAGAAAUGUAUUACCAUUCUGGUAAGAGACCCAUUGCCAUGGCAGCAAUUUUAAAUAAUGCCCUUCACUUGCAGUGAAAGGUCAUUAUAGAUUACUGUUCCUUUUUGUAAUCACCAGUAGUAGUUUACUACUGCAGAGCCACACGAGUCCAUUUUUGUACAAUAAAUAGUUUAAGAUGAUAUUUUUAUAAGCUAUUUUCCAAAAUUUAAAAUAGACUUUAAUAUAUUUUAAAGCAUCUGACUGGUCGCAUUCGGUCUGUGUAACACUAUACUUUGUGUCAUGCACUGAUAGAUCUUUUUUAUUUUAAUCUCCUCAUAGGUAAUACAGCAUCAUUGUUCAGUUUGUCUCGAGAUGGAGGCUGGCCAGCCAUCCUUAAUGAAAUUUCUGAACAUGAAAUUGAGUCUUGCCAUUGUAUCUUUACAGCCAGUAAAAGGAGCAUGUUUAGCUAAGCGCUCAACAUGUGAUGCACAACAGCAUGCGAUUCAUUCCCUCCCCUCAGUACUGUUGCUGGCAUUUGAUAGGAUGUCUGUGUUGCAUACUGUCAGCCAAGAGUAAUACAGCUGACUCUGAUCUAUCCUUGAGUUUAGUUGAAAGUAAUGUUAACCAUUCAACUCAGUUUUACCCCUUCAUGAAGAUUUGUCCUGGCAGACCUAAAGCAACAUUUUCUUUGUGUCUGUAGUUCAUCCCUCUUUAGAGAUGCACCUCCCUUUUCAGAUGUUGCAAUGGGCCUGAGGACCCAUGCCUGUAAGGCUUACAUUUAACCUUUCUGUUUGGUGCAUGUUUUCUUCCUUCUGUUUUUUUAAGAGAAAACGAUCAUUUUAGUAUUAAUUGUUUUAAAACUUGUGCAGUUCUGAAAGCAGGCUUCCAUAAUUGCUUCAUGGUCUAGUUUCUGUGUCUAAUUGCAUAACAAAAUCACACAUGGUCUUAUGAUCAGCGUGCUAUUUUUAGAAAGAAAAUCUGUUAGAUUUUUUUUCCUGUUCAGUUAUGAUGUAUAUACAUCUGUGUCAAAAUAGCUUGUCCCCCUUUAAUAUGUGAUAACAGUAGCAUGACACACAUCCUCCUUGACAUGUAGUUGGUUUUGGAAAUUUAAAUACUAGUGGUUUUUUAAUUGAGAACAGAGGAACGAAUAUGAUAAAAUGUAGGACACACAUCUCUGGUAUUCCAGUGAAGUAAACAUGCAACAUUUAGCCUGUUCUGCAGUAUUAAAAUGCAAAUAAACAAAAAUCUCCCUUCAAGAUAAUGAAAUAGUUUGUAGUACAGCUAACCAAAUACAUCUGAAAAAAGAAGAAUACCUUGCUGUACUGUAAGUGAGCUGCAGUGGAAGGACCUGCACUCCCAAUGUAUAGUGUAGCUUCCUUUGAGACUACUGGAUCUUGCCUGUGAGGUUUUUUAAAGCAAACAAAAACAAAAAAACCUUUGGACAGAUAUAACUGAGCUCAGUGAAGUUAGGUUAUAGUGACUUGCUUUUCAACACUUUUUUAUUUUUUCCCUUGCAUGGAAUGCAAUGGGAAAUUCAAAAUACCUUGUGUUUUAAAGCAACUUGUAUAAUGGGAAAUAAAGGGUCUUUAUUUGUGACUCAAGACUUUAACAGUUCAGGUUGUCUAUAAGUGUUAUUUAAAGUUCUUCCACUUUUUGUCCCUUGUGGCCUAUAGCCUUCCAGCUUUCAUUAUUUCUGUAUUACUAUGCCUUGGUGAAAUUCCUUGUCAGGGGUUAAAUUUGAAGUUCACUAAAUGACACAAACAUAUUGCCUAAAACAAGGAGUAUCAAAUGACCUGAUCUAGGUUCAGCUUGAAAAAAUUGGCCAACUGUUGGGUUAAAAGUAAAUUCUAAUUUGGUAAUUCAUCAUCAAAAACAUUGCCUUGUUUAAAACAGAAUGACUCCAAACUCAUCUAGCAGAUAAGGAAGUUGUGUCAAAAACACUAAGAAGGCGGUUCUCCAAGAGCAGCAGACCUAAAUCUUCAUCUGGUUUUGCAGAUCUGUCAUGACUAAACACUAUCCAGUUAUGCCUCCUGAAUGCAAAGAAACAGUUGGGUGCAGUGAGCAAUAAGUAUAGCAAUAAGUAGUCUAAUAAGAUUUAGUUGAUCAGGACUUUACCCACCAAUUAGGUAAGGGAUAAAAGCUGCUUCAAGCAUACCAUUGCAUUAAACACAGUUUUGUUUUCUUAUAAAGCAAGCCCCCCAACUCUGCUUUGCCCUAAACAUACAAACAAACUAGGAAUGACAGUGGUAGAUGUUUUGCUCUUACCUUUUUUAAAAAAAAAGUGCCAGUAUGUUAUAGAAAGAAAGCAAUUGAAAAACAUUAGCAACAAAGGUAUUUAGGUAAUUACCUUAGUUUUUUUUCCAAAUACAAAAAGUUUAACUGUAGUAAAAGUGGAGACUCCAUGCACCAGCUGUUCAGAUAAAUUUGAAACAAAGAUUUGGAAGUGAAGCUGAGAUCCAAUGUGCUCAUUUUUAUUUACUCUUCAAAAUUCAGGUGAAAUUUUUUUGUGCACGUUUAAGCAGUUCAAGGUUAGUAAUACUAACAAGUCAUACCCAAGAGAGCAUCUAUGUUGUAUCAAGCUUUGGUGAAUUAAGGCUAGCUGGACAUGAAUGCUGUGGAAGCAUUUGUGAGGCAUGUACUGCUUUUUGUCACAUGCAUUUUGUGUGGGCUUGUCAUCGGUACAUCAGUCUUUGUCUCUACAUAAUGUUCAGUUGGAUCAUCCUAGCAAAUGCAGGAUAUGAUGAACUGCAUACCACACAAGUCCCAUGGUGCUGUCUUGUCUGGGUUGAGGGCUAUGAUGGGCAAAAGCUUGGAGCCCCAAUACCAAAAGCAGCUGUAUUCGAAUUAAAAGGCAGGAAUAUAAUUUUAGAUGUGUUUUUAAAUACAAAAAUAUUUGUUGAACAUAUUGCACAUCAAAACUAAAGAGAAAAUAAAAUAUAAAUUGUU
Alligator sinensis (Chinese alligator) is the source of this 14352-nucleotide messenger RNA. RefSeq names its product huntingtin (gene HTT). The coding region runs from base 81 to 9437 and encodes 3118 amino acids. The transcript has 68 exons. The record is from RefSeq and is a predicted model, not a curated record. Lineage: Eukaryota; Metazoa; Chordata; Crocodylia; Alligatoridae. Gene Ontology annotation, cellular component: cytoplasm; nucleus.